Molecule: messenger RNA, 1299 nt
Organism: Beauveria bassiana ARSEF 2860
Lineage: Eukaryota; Fungi; Ascomycota; Sordariomycetes; Hypocreales; Cordycipitaceae
Product: metalloprotease-like protein
Exons: 3
Coding region: 1-1299 (432 amino acids)
Molecular function (GO): metallopeptidase activity
Source: RefSeq, a predicted model, not a curated record
AUGGGUUUUCGUUCGUUUGGCUUCGCCAUUGCAAUUGCCGCUAUUCAAGCAGCUACGGCACAUGGGUCAGGCUGUGCAGUGGAUAGCUCAGACGCGGAGCUAAUGGGUUCAUUUGGCAUCGUGUCUAACGUAUCAAUUGUCUCGCGUCAGGAGCCAAUGAACACAUACAGGGUAUUUGCGCACAACGUAUACGAUGCCAAGACGGCGGAAGGUGGCUUUCUAAGUGAGGAUACCAUCGAAAAGCACAUAACUACCUUGAAUGAUCAACUAAACCGCUACGGCUUCGUGUUCACGCUUAACAAGGAGGAUAUACGUUAUACAGAGGCACAGGGUAUUGCCGCCGCCAAGAACAGGAAGCAACACGAGUAUUUGGUAUCUACACUGCGCCAGGGCAACUUUGACGAUCUGAACAUUUUUUAUCUCAAAAGAAUUUGGGAAGAACGGCCGAGGUCGGGUGGCGCAUCUCUUGGCUUGGCCACCCACCCCCAGGCCGGACAGCCAGAGAUGGAUGGCAUUUUUCUUUGGUCUGAAAGUGUGACUGGAGAAGACACCGAUUCGAUUCACAAGGUUCUGGGGAGCGGUCUUCCUGAAUCUGCGCCCGCAACCGCCGCUCACGAAUUCGGCCACUGGCUUGGUUUGUUCCACACCAAUGAGGGUGGCUGCAAGGGCCAUGUCGAUCCGGACUCUGGCGAGCUGUACAUCAACGACACAAACCUCGAAAAGCCUUCAGAGGGAUUCGCAGCCAUUUUCGAAGAACGGACAGAGGAUCUUUGCAAACCCGAGUACGGCGCGUGUGACAAAGCCAAGCCAGUCAUGAUCCAUAACUUUAUGAGCACGCGACCAUGCAUGCAGAAUGAGUUUACCAACGGACAAGUUGAGAAAAUGAGGCGUUGGGCUAAGUUCCGGGCUUUCCUGAAGAACAGGUCCGUGGCGAAGAAGCCAAGACUGAAUAAACUCUGCACACCAUUCCGGGGUGACCUGAAGACCUGCAUUGGCGCAAUGAAGAAGUGUAAUGAGCAGUAUAAAGAUGAAAACGAGGUUACCAAAUGUGUGCACGCCGCUGCCAUGCCCAAGGAACCCAACGACAAGCCGCCAGCCAAGCCCGAGGAACCCAACGACAAGCCGGCGGAAAGCGCUCCCGGUUACGAGUCGGGGAAAACGCCGAAUAAUACAGCUGAUAUCUCCAAGGAUAGCAUCUGCAAGCCCUUCAGCGGCAACAAGGCAAACUGUAGCAGAGCCGCAUUCAAAAGCGAGAAGCAGGUCGGCCUUGUCGAUCGGGUCAGGUUAGGGGAAGCCUGA